CGUAUUUCCAAGUUCUAAGAAUUAUAACUUGCACAGUCGCUAGGAGUUGUUCGAAUUGCUCGAUAUGGAUAUGAUCGGAUACGCAGCAAUUGCGAGUCGCAUGUCAAAUUCAUCUGACCUUACCUUACUUCGUAGUUUCUCAUCUCUUAACUAUCAGAAUAUUCUAUACCUCCAGGCCGAAUUGACGCAUAUAGAACAGCUAUGGCGAGAGAAGGAGGUGGAAAUCCAAAAUAGCAUAAAUGAAGACAUGAGAGAGAGGUCUCCUCAUGACUGGGCAGAACUUUAGAAAGACGCAGAGGUCUGGGCCUAAUUUUUACAGCUGAGAAACAAAUUGAAGGAAUAUAGUGCGUUCUACCCCCCCUAAUGUC
Molecule: messenger RNA, 368 nt
Organism: Daldinia loculata
Lineage: Eukaryota; Fungi; Ascomycota; Sordariomycetes; Xylariales; Hypoxylaceae
Exons: 1
Coding region: 65-286 (73 amino acids)
Source: RefSeq, a predicted model, not a curated record